AUUUUGGAGGAAGACUUUGAAGGACAGGCCACACACACAGGACCCAAAGGAGUCAUAAGUGAUUGGAGAAAGUUUAAAUUAGAAAGUGAAGACAGUGAAUCAAUCCCACCUAGCAAGAAGGAAGUUCUCAGGCAAAUGUCUUCUCCUCAGAGUAGAGAUGACAAAGACUCAAAAGAAAGAUUCAGCAGAAAGAUGAGCAUUCAAGAAUAUGAACUGAUCCACCAAGACAAAGAGGAUGAAAAUUGCCUUCGUAAAUACCGUAGACAGUGCAUGCAGAAUAUGCAUCAGAAGCUGAGUUUUGGGCCUAGGUAUGGAUUUGUGUAUGAGCUGGAAACAGGGGAGCAAUUCCUGGAAACAAUAGAAAAGGAGCAGAAGAUCACCACAAUCAUUGUUCAUAUUUAUGAAGGUGGCAUUAAGAGUUGUGAUGCUAUAAACAGUAGUUUAACAUGCCUUGCAGCAGAAUACCCCAUGGUCAAAUUUUGUAAAAUAAAAGCUUCUAAUACAGGUGCUGGGGACCGCUUUUCCUCAGAUGUACUCCCCACACUGCUUGUGUACAAAGGUGGGGAACUCAUAAGCAAUUUUAUUAGUGUUGCUAAACAGUUUGCUGGAGAAUUUUUUGCUGGGGAUGUAGAGGCUUUCCUAAAUGAAUAUGGAUUACUACCUGAAAGAGAGAUGCAGACCCCUGAGCAGACCAACAUGGAAGAAGAAGAUAUUGAAUAA
Castor canadensis (American beaver) is the source of this 720-nucleotide messenger RNA. RefSeq names its product phosducin (gene Pdc). Lineage: Eukaryota; Metazoa; Chordata; Mammalia; Rodentia; Castoridae. The record is from RefSeq and is a predicted model, not a curated record. Gene Ontology annotation, biological process: regulation of G protein-coupled receptor signaling pathway. Gene Ontology annotation, cellular component: photoreceptor outer segment.